CUCAGCAGAGCAACGUGAGGAAAUCUGGCAGACUGGAAGAGAACAGCUGCCCCCCAGGGCAGCUGCCAAGUGUGAAGCAUGGAAGAAGGUAAAAAUGAGAAGGUGAACCAGGCUCACGUGCUCUUCGACAGAUUUGUCCAGGCUUCAACCUGCAAGGGGACUCUGAAGGCUUUCCAGGAGCUCUGUGACUACCUAGAACUAAAGCCCAAGGACUACCGUUCUUUCUAUCACAAGCUCAAGUCCAAGCUCAAUUACUGGAAAGCCAAAGCUUUGUGGGCCAAAUUGGAUAAAAGAGGCAGCCAUAAGGACUAUAAGAAGGGGAAAGCAUGCGCCAACACGAAGUGUCUGAUAAUUGGGGCUGGACCCUGUGGCCUUCGUACAGCCAUCGACCUGUCCUUCCUGGGAGCCAAGGUGGUGGUCAUAGAAAAGAGGGAUGCCUUUUCCCGCAACAACGUGCUGCAUCUGUGGCCAUUCACCAUACACGACUUGAGGGGUCUUGGCGCCAAAAAGUUUUACGGCAAAUUCUGUGCGGGAUCCAUAGACCAUAUCAGUAUCCGUCAGCUCCAGCUUAUCCUUUUGAAGGUUGCCUUGAUCUUGGGAAUAGAGAUCCACGUCAAUGUGGAAUUUCAGGGGCUCGUUUACCCUCCGGAGGAUCAGGAGAAUGAAAGAAUAGGUUGGCGUGCAUUGGUCCAUCCAAAAACUCAUCCAGUAUCUGAGUAUGAGUUUGAAGUGAUCAUUGGAGGGGAUGGCAGGAGGAACACCUUAGAAGGGUUUCGCCGAAAAGAGUUCCGUGGUAAACUAGCAAUUGCUAUCACAGCAAACUUCAUCAAUCGCAACACCACAGCUGAAGCCAAAGUAGAAGAGAUCAGCGGUGUGGCCUUCAUAUUCAACCAGAAGUUCUUCCAAGAUCUACGAGAAGCUACAGGUAUUGACUUGGAGAACAUUGUCUACUACAAAGAUGAUACACAUUACUUUGUCAUGACUGCCAAAAAACAGAGCUUGCUGGAAAAAGGAGUGAUACGGCAUGAUUAUGCUGACACAGAGUUACUACUGUCGCGGGAGAAUGUGGACCAGGAGGCUCUGCUAAACUAUGCCAGAGAAGCAGCUGACUUCUCCACUAAUCAGCAGCUGCCAUCACUGGACUUUGCCAUCAAUCACUACGGUCAGCCAGAUGUGGCCAUGUUUGACUUCACGUGCAUGUAUGCAUCGGAGAACGCAGCCCUGGUGCGAGAGCAGAAUGGCCACCAGUUACUUGUGGCACUGGUUGGGGACAGUCUCUUAGAGCCAUUUUGGCCAAUGGGAACUGGAAUAGCGAGGGGAUUUUUGGCUGCAAUGGAUUCUGCUUGGAUGGUACGAAGUUGGUCUCUCGGAGCUAGUCCUUUGGAAGUUCUUGCAGAGAGGGAAAGCAUUUAUAGGCUACUGCCUCAGACCACCCCUGAGAAUGUGAGUAAAAACUUCAGCCAUUACAGCAUUGAUCCCGCCACCCGGUAUCCCAAUAUCAACGUCAACUUCUUGCGGCCACAGCAGGUACGCCACUUGUAUAAUACAGGAGACCUGAAAGACAUUCACCUGGAAAUAGAGAACUUUGUGAACUCCAGGACACCAAAGCUGACUCGGAAUGAGUCUGUAGCUCGUUCUAGUAAAUUGCUCAGUUGGUGCCAGAGGCAGACUGACGGAUAUGCUGGUGUUAACGUGACAGACCUCACGAUGUCAUGGAAAAGCGGCCUAGCUUUGUGUGCCAUUAUCCACCGAUACCGUCCAGACUUAAUAGACUUUGAUUCUUUGGAUGAGCACAAUGUGGAGAAGAAUAACCAGCUGGCCUUUGAUAUCGCAGAAAAAGAGUUUGGAAUAUCUCCCAUUAUGACUGGAAAGGAAAUGGCAUCUGUCGGAGAGCCAGAUAAGCUGUCGAUGGUGAUGUACCUCACGCAGUUCUAUGAGAUGUUCAAAGACACCAUCCCCUCUAGUGAUAGUCUGGACCUGAAUGCAGAAGAAAAAGCUGCCCUAAUUGCCAGUACCAAAUCGCCCAUCUCUUUUCUCAGUAAACUGGGACAAAGCAUCUCUCGGAAACGCACUCCAAAGGACAAAAAAGAAAAGGAACUGGAUGGUGCAGGAAAGAGGAGAAAAACCAGCCAAUCUGAGGAUGAGGACAUCCCACGAAGCUACAGAGAAGAAAGGCCCACAUUGGUGAGUGCCCUGACAGAGAGAAGAAUUGAUGCUGCCAUUGGGAAUCAGAACAAAGUCAAGUCUAUGGCAACGCAGCUACUGGCCAAGUUUGAGGAGAAUGCACCAGUGCAGUCCUCAAGCUUAAAAAGACAGCUGAGGAGUAGAGAACGUUCUCGGACCUGCCCCAAAAAAGUGAUCAUGCUCUCUUCCACUCCACCUUCCUCUCCACCGUAUCCCAGGCAGCAGAGAAACAGGGAACCUGAUGCCGACUAUCCUGGGGAGCAGAGUCCCAGACAGGAAAGGCCUGAGACUGAACCGUCUCGCCGAUUCUUUGUUGACCAGUGGGAGCUCUCCCUUAGCCUCCGUUCUUCUAAUCGCCCUUCUUCACCUUCAUCUGACUCUCUUCGACAGAAGUAUAUAAAGAUGUACACAGGCGGAGUGAGCUCAUUGGCUGAGCAGAUAGCCAAUCAGCUACAAAGGAAAGAGCAACCCAAAACCCUUCUAGACAAGAAGGAACUGGGCUCGCUCAAAAAGGAGUUCCCCCAAAACCUGGGAGGCAGUGAUGUUUGUUACUUCUGCCGCAAGCGAGUCUAUGUGAUGGAAAGGCUGAGUGCUGAAGGCAAGUUCUUCCACCGCAGUUGCUUCAAGUGUGAAUACUGUGCGACGACGCUGCGCUUGUCAUCUUACGCCUAUGAUAUCGAAGAUG
This is a messenger RNA of Mesitornis unicolor (brown roatelo), 2869 nucleotides long. RefSeq names its product protein-methionine sulfoxide oxidase MICAL3-like. Gene Ontology annotation, molecular function: protein binding; FAD binding. The annotation marks the transcript as partial. The record is from RefSeq and is a predicted model, not a curated record. The transcript has 20 exons. Lineage: Eukaryota; Metazoa; Chordata; Aves; Mesitornithiformes; Mesitornithidae.